This is a messenger RNA of Triticum turgidum subsp. durum (durum wheat), 378 nucleotides long. NCBI's taxonomy places the organism in Eukaryota, Viridiplantae, Streptophyta, Magnoliopsida, Poales, Poaceae. The record is from the annotation of a GenBank genome assembly.
AUGGCGGCGCUGGGGUCCAAGCUGGCGCAGCUGCAGGCCAAGGCCUGCGAGGCGACGCGGUUCGUGGCCAGGAACGGGUGCGCCUACCACAAGACCCUCAUGGAGAAGAACAAGCAGUUCGUCGUGCAGCCGCCCACCGUCGAGAAGUGCCAGGAGCUCUCCAAGCAGCUCUUCUACACCCGCAUCGCCAGCCUCCCCGGCCGCUAUGAGGCAUUCUGGAAGGAGGCGGACCAAGUGAAGCAGCUGUGGAAAAACAGGAAAGAUCUGAACGUGGAGCACGCGGGCAUCAUCGCUCUGUUCGGCCUUGAGCUCUACGGGUGGUUCUGCGUCGGCGAGAUUGCUGGCCGGGGUUUCACCUUAACGGGCUACAGCGUCUGA